UCGAUGUUCGAUGCAUCGAUGUUUUCGGCAUCACUAUCUCCUGGAAACAAAAUAAUAUCUAAAAACAUUUAAUUCAUGUUUCUUUACUUCUACCACUAUCUCCUGGCAAAAAACUGAGCCAUGAAUAUGACGCCGCGUACGCCUGCGACACCCGGAACACCGGCGACGCCCGGCAGCCUGGCGGUGGAGAUAGCUCGCGUCCAAAACACAGCGCUGGCGGAGUUCAAGAAGCCCACGGGUACGGUGCGAGCGAAGAACAAGCCCCAGAUUCUCACAGAGGAGAAGUACAUCGAGGAAAUGUCGAAGAUCAUCCAGCGCGAUUUCUUCCCGGAUCUAGAGAAACUUCGUGCGCAAAACGAAUACCUGGACGCGGAGUCACGCAGAGAUUUCGUUCAGAUGGCUGAGAUCCGGGAGCGCUACAGUCUUGGCAGGAUUCCAGGAACGGGGAGGAGCAGCAGACGCCAGAAUCAGCGCAAUAAUGCCAUGUCUCCAGCUACGUUUGAGACGCCAGUGAGCCAGGCCAACGGCAACACCACACCAUUGCCACCCUCGCGACGAGCAGACACUCCUGGCUCCACGGCCGGUUCCGAAAAAAGCGACGCCGAAGGCGGGGCGGACAGCACCUCGAAGCUCUCACUCGACGCCUUCCUGCAGAACUACACGAGCGAGGAUAACCACAGUUUCCAGGAGAUAAUCGAAACCGCGGAGGCAAAGCUGCGCCAGAAGUACGCAGUGCUGUACAGCCACGAAAAACUGUCCGCGGAGCAGCUGCAACGGGCCCUGAUGUUGCCCAGCAUAGAGAAACAGUUUGAGGAGCCCGAUCCCCUCAGGAAAAUCGAGACCUGGAAGUACACCAACAUGAACUCCAUCAUGUAUGUGCCCGAAGGUGUAGAGUUCACCGAAGAGGAGCGUGUCCAGGCGGCGGAGCGGAAGCAAAGCAUUCAUCACGGGGCCACAAGGCUUCCGCACGAGGCUCAGCACAGGGAGAAGGUGGAUGAGGCACCAGCUGCUGGAACUAAUGAGAGCAUAGCCACGCCGCGGAUACGAGGGUUUGAUCUCCUGCGCUCGCCAUCGCCGCGACCCGGCGAGGCUUUCUCACCCAUCAUGACCUGGGGCGAGAUCGAUGGUACUCCCUUCCGCUUGGAUGGCGGCGACACGCCGCUACGCCCCACCCAGGGACCUUCCUUUCGGAUCAAUGAGAACUCCCGGCGCGAGAACAUUGCCAUUGCCUUGGCCGAAAAAGUCAGCGAAAAGAUGCGCAACCAGAAGCAAGUGGCUCUGGACACCGCGCGUCGGAAUAUGGGCUCUCCGCUCAUACGCUCCAAUAUGGAGCGCCUGGCGAGCAUGUCGCCGGCAGCCCAGCGCUUGGCCACCGGGAAAUUGGGUAUUCGCGGAACGCCCGUCAUAUCACACACACCAUCGCCCCUAAGUGUCCGGAGGCGAAAGGUUACACCUGGCGUUGUAAAGGGCACAACUCCCCUGGGUCCGCCCAAGCAGGUCUCUGAAAAGAUUCGCACUCCAGCCAGGAGCACGCCCAUCGAUACGGGCUCCACCCUCACAGACGAUCUGCUCAAGAUACCCACCAAGCGACGCAGUGCCGCAGAUUUCUUCUAGCAAAUUCGAAUCCUUGGAUUCUAUGCGACAAAAACCCUAAAUAAAUUUCACAAAAGUAAAAUUCAGUAUUUCCUGAAGCAUAAUUAAAAAUUUUUUAUUAAAAAUUUUUUAUUUGCAUUAUUUUGCUUUUGCAUAUGAAAGGAAGGCAAAGGAAAUGUUCAGUGCCUGUUUAUUUUUGUGAUACCUUGGCUAAAUUAAUGGAUUUUUGAGAUUUGGUCGUAAAACCUAUUUUGAAACUCUGCACACUCUUGGUUUCAAUAGAAACUGAUAAGAAGAGUAUUAUCGCUGGCUUAGAAGAUCUGUUAUCGGCUAGAAACAUGUGUGCAUAUUCAUAGUAUGUGCGUUGUACUCUUCAUUCACAGUUUUCCCUAAUUUACGUGUUAAAGCCGCCAGUAAUGGUUUCUUAUUUCCAAAAAGUUAAAUGUGUUUUAUGUGUUGUACAAUUGAAGAUUUUUAUAAUUUUUAUCAGUAAAGGGCCCG
Molecule: messenger RNA, 2094 nt
Organism: Drosophila kikkawai
Lineage: Eukaryota; Metazoa; Arthropoda; Insecta; Diptera; Drosophilidae
Gene: Es2
Product: ess-2 splicing factor homolog
Cellular component (GO): catalytic step 2 spliceosome
Source: RefSeq, a predicted model, not a curated record